AUGGCUGGAUCGCAAGACGGACACGACGGCCGUCGGCAACGCUCGCCAGCCGAUUCUCCCGAUCGAUCCCGCGAACGACGACGACAGGAUUUACGGUCCGAUUACCAUAAGAGCUCGCGGCGACGCGAUGACAACCGCCGAAACUCACACAGAGACAGUCCUCGGCGCCAAUCCUCCCGCAGUCCAUCAGGGAACGACAGAUCCCGCCGAGAUCGUGAUAGCCAUCGCCGAGACCGCCGUGAACGCUCUACAAGUGCCGCCGACGAGGAUCGCAGGAGGCACAGCCAUCGCAGCCAUCGACACCGCGAAGACCGUGAUGGAGAGCGGUCUUCCAGAAGACAUAAGAGUCCACGACGACGCUCACGUUCUCCACGACGAUCACCUAGCCCACCCAAGGAGAUUCAGCGGCGCGGCCCGCUCCCAUCGCAAUCAGACGCAUUCUCAAACGAAUUGACACAGACUGGUGAUGGACCUCCGCCACCAGAGAGAGAGAAGCCGAAUUUCAGAAACACGGGCCGCCUUGCGGCGGAGAGUAACAGGGUCCAGGUUGAAGGACGCGAUGGAGGAAUCGUCUUGAAAUACCAUGAGCCACCAGAGGCACGCAAACCACCAUCCAAGGAGCCCUGGAGAAUGUAUGUCUUCAAGGGAGAGGAUCUACUGGAGAUGGUGGAACUCGGUGGACGCAGCUGUUGGCUGGUUGGCCGUGAACAGGCAGUGGUGGAUUUCCCUCUCGAGCAUCCCAGCUGCUCCAAACAACAUGCCGCGCUCCAGUUCCGCUAUGUCGAGAAGAGAAACGAGUAUGGUGACCGCAUCGGCAAGAUCAAGCCCUAUAUCAUCGAUCUGGAGAGCGCCAACGGAACCAGUGUCAAUGGCGAGUCCGUUCCAGCUGGCCGCUAUAUGGAGGUCAUGGACAAGGAUGUGAUUAAAUUCGGACUGAGCUCACGCGAGUACGUGAUUAUGCUACCGAGCUGA
Penicillium argentinense is the source of this 972-nucleotide messenger RNA. RefSeq names its product putative FHA domain protein SNIP1. Lineage: Eukaryota; Fungi; Ascomycota; Eurotiomycetes; Eurotiales; Aspergillaceae. The transcript has a single exon. The coding region runs from base 1 to 972 and encodes 323 amino acids. Gene Ontology annotation, biological process: maintenance of RNA location; mRNA splicing, via spliceosome. The record is from RefSeq and is a predicted model, not a curated record. Gene Ontology annotation, cellular component: nucleus. Gene Ontology annotation, molecular function: protein binding; mRNA binding.